Molecule: messenger RNA, 3267 nt
Organism: Labeo rohita (rohu)
Lineage: Eukaryota; Metazoa; Chordata; Actinopteri; Cypriniformes; Cyprinidae
Gene: kcna7
Product: potassium voltage-gated channel, shaker-related subfamily, member 7
Exons: 3
Coding region: 432-2030 (532 amino acids)
Biological process (GO): protein homooligomerization; potassium ion transmembrane transport
Cellular component (GO): membrane; voltage-gated potassium channel complex
Molecular function (GO): protein binding; delayed rectifier potassium channel activity
Source: RefSeq, a predicted model, not a curated record
UUCAUACAUGAAAAACGAAUAAACAAAUAUAAAAGACAUAAGAGACGGGCAUUUUAAGGUGGUGCUGGUGUGAAGAUGUUUUGGACAGUGAGCUGGAGAGGGGACGAGGGGCUCUGGAUUGAAUUUCAGCAUGACAGCAUUCCCCAGUGCUGCAGUGAGCGUGAGAGGGAGUGAAGACAGUGACCUACAAACAGGUUUAAGUAUCCAUACUGCACUGACCGAGGGGAGGACAGAGUUUGUGGUUCAGGGUACGGGAAAAAAACACCUCCUGUUGGACUCAUAUGGUAGAACGUCUGGCAGAAAGGGGGGAUAGUAGAUACCCAGCUCAUGGUGCGGUGCAGGUAGGGAAGAAACACGGAUAGCGUGAGGUAACAGUUUUGGAUUUACGGACACUAGUUGCAGAGGACUGAGUGAACAAGAAAGAAGAAGAGAUGGACAAAGGAGGAGGAGGAGGAUCGGACAGGGGAAUAGAGGACACAAAACAAGUAGAGGAAGAGAUCAGCGAAAGUGACAAGAAACUCAAGGACCAGCGCAACAAGGCAGAAAAGGGUGACAAAGAGAAGGGUGAGAGGAAGAGAGAGAACAGAAGAUCCGGUUCAAUGUGGAGAGGAGGUUGGGCGCUGUCCGAACGACUGGCCAUCAAUGUGUCAGGCAUGCGCUAUGAGACACAGAUCCGAACCCUGGCCCAGUUCCCUGACUCUCUGCUCGGAGACCCUCAGCGGCGCCUGCGCUACUUUGAUCCACUCCGCAACGAGAUCUUCCUGGACCGCAAUCGAUUCUGCUUUGACGCCAUCCUUUACUUCUAUCAGUCCGGAGGUCGGCUACGGCGGCCUGCCAACGUGCCUCUGGACGUCUUCAUGGACGAACUGCGCUUUUAUGAGCUGGGAGAGGAUAUCAUGGCUCGCUUCAAAGAGGAUGAGGGCUUCCCCAAGGAGGAGCCUCGGCCCCUGCCAGACAAUGAGAUCCAGCGCAAGCUGUGGAUGCUCUUUGAACACCCCGAGUCCUCUGGAGGCGCCCGCAUCAUUGCCAUCAUCAGUGUGAUGGUGAUUGUGGUCUCUAUCCUCAUCUUCUGUUUGGAGACGCUGCCUGACUUCAGAGUAGAGAAGGAGCUGAGAGAACAAAUGGCAUACCAGGCUUUCCUAGCCGGAAACAAUACCUCGCAAAUCCCAAUGUCCUCUCCCUUCCACGACCCAUUCUUUCUGGUGGAGACCAUGUGCAUCUGCUGGUUCUCAUUUGAGCUAGUAAUGCGUUUCACCUGCUCUCCCAGUAAGAUGUCUUUCUUCAAGGAUGUGAUGAACAUCAUAGACUUCUUUGCCAUUAUUCCCUACUUCGUCACGCUCGGCACGGAGCUGGCCAAGUCUAAGGGAGCGACGCCGACCAUGUCCCUGGCAAUCGUGAGGGUCAUCCGUCUGGUCAGAGUUUUCCGUAUCUUCAAGCUGUCUCGUCACUCCAAAGGCCUUCAGAUCCUUGGCCAGACGUUGAAGGCCAGCUUGAGAGAGCUGGCGCUGCUCAUCUUCUUCCUCUUCAUCGGAGUCAUCCUGUUCUCCUCGGCCGUGUACUUUGCUGAAGUGGACAACCCGGAAACGGCGUUUACAAGCAUCCCAGAAGCCUUCUGGUGGGCUGUGGUCUCAAUGACGACAGUGGGGUAUGGUGACAUGUACCCGGUGACGGUGGGCGGGAAGCUGGUGGGCUCCAUGUGCGCCAUCGCCGGCGUGCUCACCAUCUCGCUUCCCGUUCCCGUCAUCGUUUCCAACUUCAGCUACUUCUACCACCGCGAAAUGGAGUGUGAGGACAACCAGGAAUACACGCACGUCAGCACCUCCCUUUGGGAGGAGGAAGAAGGUGGGGAAGAAGGAGAAGAUGGUGAGGAAGGGCCAGGGGAACAGGGUGACCGCGUUCCUCUCGAAGGAGGCACGGCCUAUAGGGGGAUCUGCGCCCCUCUUAAUGGGACUCUUCUGGCUGGGCUUUGUGCGGGACAGACCGGAGUGCAAAGUGUAGGGAGCGUUUACCCGCUGGUCACCCAAGUCUGAAAGACUGGAGAUCAGAGAGGAGAAAUGAAAGAUGAAGGUGGUCCUCCGCCAUGUUUAAAGGACACCGCCUCGCUGUGACUCACUGAACACAUGGGCAUGAUGGGAAGGAAUAAACGCAAUAAACAGAAAACGAUUGAGAAGGUGGAAAAUUCAGAUGCAGUAUUCAAAGGAAAGUUAUGAGGAGGUUACAAAAAAACUAAUUUCUCGUCUAUAAAACAUCUAUAAACCGCUGUUCCGGUAACCAAACUCAUUUUUACAUCACAGCCUUUACACUGGACCUUCAAUCAUUGAAUGUAUUUAUUUGAGAAACUGUUUUUAUCUAUUUAGAGAGUGGCAUCUCAAUGCUUUUGGAAAUAUAGCUGAGGAUAAGCUUGCGCAAUAAAAGCGCUCACACCUUUACCGCUUUAAAGAUCUUUCUCGGAAGAUCAACACAUCGGACUUAUUCGUAGGAAGAAGUGCCAUGCGGUGUCAUUUAAAAUGUCAUGCAUUUUGUCACCCGGGUCGCAGCCAUGAAUGUGCCAGGGAUUUGUGUGGAUGAAUGGAUAAAGUCUUAAGCAUCAUUCAUCUGGAACAGUUUUGUGUUACGGCUGUUCUGACAUUGUUGAGAUGCUGUGAAUGACAGAUGUGUGUGUUCAAAAGCUUUUUAGGAAAAUAUGUACAGUAAUAUAUAAUGUGUGUGCGCUCUAUGAACUGUGUAACGCUGAGCCAUGUUUGUGUACUAUUUAUUAAAAUUUUUAAUCAUACAAAAAUCAUACUAAAGUGACUCCGUGAACUACAAAAAGAUCAAACUGAAGAUCAAACUAUUACACCUUCAGCUGAGGUGUAAUAUUUAAAUUAAUAAUUGUAUAAUGUUUAACAUAACAAUAUUUAAGUUACUUCAAAUGAAUUUAAAUAGUUUUAGACCAUAGCAAAUAAAUAAAUAAGUUCAAAUAAAUACAGUACAGUAACACGUCUUGCAGUCCAGUGAUAAUGUAAAGCAUGUCUCCAUGAGCGAUGUUCCCAGUCCUCAUUUCUUAGUAUGCAGACUGGGACUGAAGACAGUCUGUAUGUGUGACUGAUGUCCUAUUCCUAGCGGGUCGUCGGAGUCCAAGUUUAUGUCCUUAAUAUACUGUUUCACCUCCUGUAUCUGGCUGUCCUCUCCUUUCCCCGCCAUUGCCAACUGAGUGUUCAUAACGGGGAGGAACCGAGAAAGUGGAGCACCGUGUUUCUGCCCAGACUGCUUUGUGAGGAGCGACAC